This is a messenger RNA of Dendrobium catenatum, 3322 nucleotides long. Its product is annotated as protein BREAST CANCER SUSCEPTIBILITY 1 homolog. Gene Ontology annotation, molecular function: ubiquitin-protein transferase activity. The transcript has 14 exons. Gene Ontology annotation, cellular component: BRCA1-BARD1 complex; plasma membrane; BRCA1-A complex. Lineage: Eukaryota; Viridiplantae; Streptophyta; Magnoliopsida; Asparagales; Orchidaceae. The record is from RefSeq and is a predicted model, not a curated record. Bases 118 to 3177 code for a protein of 1019 amino acids. Gene Ontology annotation, biological process: double-strand break repair via homologous recombination; positive regulation of transcription by RNA polymerase II; negative regulation of fatty acid biosynthetic process.
CUUCUUACUAGAUAUUCUUUGGCCCCUCUGAUCCAUUCGUUUCAGGCGAACGAUCUCUAGGUGGAUUUUUAGUUGGAUUUGUUCAUCUCUAGCUUAGGGGUUCCUCAGAAGUCGAACAUGAUGGAUUUCGCUCACUUGGAGAAGAUGGGAAGAGAACUUAAGUGCCCUAUCUGCUUGAGCCUUCUGAAAUCUUCAGUUACGCUUUCCUGCAAUCAUGUAUUCUGCAGCUCAUGCAUUGUGGAAUCUAUGAGGUCUGUCCCGAAUUGUCCAGUAUGCAAAAUACCAUUUCGGCGCAGAGAGGUACGACCAGCGCCGCAUAUGGAUAACUUAGUAAGUAUUUACAAAAGCAUGGAAGCUGCUUCAGGAUUAAAUAUAUUUACAUCUCAAGUUGCCCCUCCCAAAAAUUCUGAAGAGUCUCUUCAAGUUGCUGAUGAUAAGAAAGUUAACGCACUGAAUAGUGUUAUGAUGUCCCAAGCAAGUUCAAGGGGCAAGAGGUUAACAAAAGGAAAGAGAAAGAAACCGGUGAAGGCUGAUUCUGGGGCAUCUAAUCCUUGCCCGUCAACCAGGCCUUCUUUUUCAUCCAAUAAAAGAAUACAUGUGACACCAUAUCCGGUCUCCGAGACCCCAAUACCACAAAAAAAGGUUAAUAAGUUGGCAGUUUUGGCCAAUGAAGAUACGGAUAUAGUAGAAUUAAAGAAUAAUAAUAAUCUAGCUUACAAAAGGCUGGGAGAUCCUUCUUCAUUGCAACCCUUCUUUUGGUUGAGAGAGGCAAAUGAAGAGGACGAGGAUUUAGAAAGGACGAUUACCCCAGAAAUGAUGAGUUUAUCAACACCCAAAAAUGUUCCAUGUUUUAGUGAUAUCAAAGAUUCUGAUGAUGCUAUUACUCCCAAGAAAAUGACCCCCACAAGCAAAUCUGCAGUUCAAGAAGCUUUUGAUAGUGAAAUGUUUGAAUGGACUCAAAGGGCUUGCUCUCCUGAGCUCUUUUCAACUCCACUGAAGAAGCAGAAUUCCUGUGGGAAAGGAUUCAACGUGUUUCAGGAAGAUAAAUGCAGAGUAGCCCCUGGCAUUAGCAACUAUAGAGGUUUUGAAAGCUCAAAGGCAUCUCAUCCCGAUGAGAAUAAAAAAACAACAAAAUUAACGUGCAAAAAGAAAAGAACAUUGAAGAAGAGACGCAAGCAAAACAAAGAUAAGAAAGUGGAGGUAUCUACCCACGAAACUGCUAGCAUUUCCUUAAAUGAAGAUCAUCCGUUUGGUUCUAAUGAGAUGGUUGAAGACUCAAGCCAGGAAAAGGAGUAUUCAAAACACACAAGGAAAGUUUAUAAGAAGAGUCAUAGAUCCAAUAUUCUUCACCUCAGAGAUUGCAUGGCAAGCCGAUUUAGAGAAUUCAGUGGAUUAGUUGAUGUACAUAAACAGCUUCCUGCUAAGUCUGCCAAACAAAUCCAAAACCAAGUUAUUGAAGAUACCUCUAUAACACUGGCAGAGUUAUCUCAUGAUAAGUUAAUGGAAGCUGUGGUGAAUGUGAAGACUAAGUGCCCUAAAAGAACCAAGAAUGUCUCAUUCAAGUCGCCAAAACUGGUCAAGAGAUUGUCUUUGGAUUGUGCUGAAUCAAAAACACUUGAUGCUAAUCUUCCUAUUAAUCCUAUUGAGGAUAAAUCACCAAAUCAUGAACUUGAGAAAGAAAAUUCUAGGCUUCAAUUACUAUCUUGUAAGCAAAAUCAAGGUGACGAUUCUUUUAGGAAACGUUCCAGAGUAUGCCAAAAAAUCCAGAGGGAUGUCGUAAGGAAAGAUAAACAGAGAAAACUGAAUAUGCAAAAUGUUGAUGAUUUAGCAGCAAUGGCUUCUCACAAAAAGCAACAUUCUUCCACAGAUAAUGUUAUGCAAGAAGACAAUCUGACUUGUAUGAAUCUACAAAAGUGCUGUGUUUCAUCAUUGAGUAAAGAGGUUCCUCACUCUACCAUGAAUGGAGUUUUAAGAAAAUGCAAAAAUAUCCAUUCCCCAAUAAGAUGUGCUUUCUGUCACUCUUCAAAUGAUUUAGAGAUUUCUGGAGAGAUAAUGCACUAUUGUGAUGGUAAAUCUGUUGCUGCAGAUUUUAAUGGAGGUGUUAAUGUAAUUCAUUCUCACAAGAACUGCACAGAAUGGGCUCCUGAUGUGUACUUCAAAGAUGAUUCAAUCAUCAACCUCUCAAGUGAAUUAGCCAGAAGUAGAAGGAUAGCCUGCAGCUGCUGUGGCAUCAAAGGAGCAGCUCUUGGAUGCUUUGAGAAGAGCUGCCGUCGGAGCUUUCACUACCCUUGUGCUAAACAGACUCCAGAAUGCCGCUGGGAUGAUGAAAACUUUGUGAUGUUGUGCCCUUUGCAUUCAUCAUCCAAGUUGCCAAGUGAAAUGCCUGAACUGAAAAAGCUGAACGGAAAGACAUCUGCAUCAAAAGGAAAAGUACAGCCUCCUUCACAGCUCAAAGCAGCUGAUGAUAAGAGUAGCGUGUGGGCAUGGCCUGCUGGAUUGCCUUGCAAGUGGGUCCUUUGUUCCUCUGCUCUCUCUGGAGCUGAGAAGGAAAUUUUAUCACAAUUUGCAAGGUUAACAGGCAUAUCUAUAUCAAAGACCUGGUGUUCAGUGGUCACUCAUGUCAUUGCAUCAACUGACGAAAAUGGAGCAUGUAAAAGAACAUUAAAGUUUCUGAUGGGUAUUAUUGAAGGAAAGUGGAUAUUAAGCAUCGAAUGGAUCAAAGCUUGCAUGAACUCUAUGAAACCAGUUGAUGAAGAGAAAUAUGAAAUAACCGUUGAUGUCCAUGGAAUACACAAUGGACCACGCCAUGGAAGAAUGAGGAUUAUUAACAAGGAGCCAAAACUCUUCAGUGGCUUCCGGUUCCAUUUAUUUGGGGACUUUCUGCCUUCCUACAAAGGGUAUCUGCAGGAUCUUAUUGCAGCAGGAGGAGGAAAGGUGCUACAGCGCAGGCCAAUUGCCAUGGAUUAUAAGAAGCAAUUGGGAGAUCCUUCUGACUUGACCUUCAUUGUCUACAGCGUUGAGCUUCCUGAGAAAAGACUAACUCAGGAUACAAAAGUUUUUGACCAAAGGAAAGCUGAAGCCAUAGCUCUUGCUAAAGAUUGUGGAGCUAAAGUAGUGCCAAAUUCCUGGAUCUUAGACUCCAUUGCUGCCUCAACAUUGCAGGUCCUUCCGAACUGAAUAAUUGAAGAUUAAAUAUUCUGUUUUUAUGCAGCAUUAUUGUUAAAAUGUGCUUAUAUGUUAUAUAUUUUAGUGUAUUAUUCAGUUUGAAGUUUAAAAUAUUUUGAAUGAAAUCGUCUAUUGUUCUGAAUCAAUAAUUCAAUAA